Acaulospora morrowiae is the source of this 361-nucleotide messenger RNA. Lineage: Eukaryota; Fungi; Glomeromycota; Glomeromycetes; Diversisporales; Acaulosporaceae. The record is from the annotation of a GenBank genome assembly.
UGGCGACGUUCAUGUUAAUUCAGUAUCGGAUUUCCAUCUAUUAACAUUCGUGAAAGGAACUAAUGUGUUGGACAUGAACGAUUUUGCGGCACUCGCAAGACUCGCGACAUCACAUGAAGAAAAAGAUGCCAUUCAGUUAUCACAGAGUGCUGGAUGGCAAACGUUGGUGGCUAUUAUGAAGAGCGGUAGUAAACUGCGACAUGUGUGGUUUACCGAAAGAUGCUUGAUUCUCUUACACGAAUCAAAGGUGAAACUGUUUGUAGUUACAUUAAAUGCUCUUCGGAAAGGAUCAUUUGUCCAUGAUUUGAUGCUUUCAUACAUAGCUUCCGCUUUUGUCAUUGUUGAUUUCCCUGUUCUGUAA